AUGCCCACUGUGCUCUUGGUAACAAUAGGCAUACUUAUCGUUAGUGCUGGUUUCAAUGGUCAUUUUCUUGUACCUCAAAUAUUCGGACGAUUACCAGCGGGUGUUAUGACAAUUCUUAUUCCCGGUAUUAUUUUGCUCAUCUUCUCUCUUGACACGUUUCGACGUUUGGGUCGAAAUUCUCUCAUUCAUGAUAAGGCACGUGCCCGGCGUCGUGCCUAUCUUGACAAGCAAAUGUUAUUAAUUAUGCUCACCAAUAUUACAUUGUUUGUGAUUACUACUCUACCUGUAGGCUUAUAUAAUAUCUUGCAAUCAACUGUACUUCAUUCAUUAAUGACACAAACACAACAAUUGCAACUUUUUUCCAUAUUUACAUUUGUAGCCGGCAUCAACUACACCAUAGGUUUCUAUUUACACUCUUUGACAAGUCCUCUAUUUCGUCAAGAAUUUAUGCACGCAAUCAAAUGGGGACGGAGUGGUGAUCGAGUAGUUCCAAUAACGGAAACAGACAUGAUGGUGGGUACAGUACUCACAGUGACACGAGUGCACAAAUGA
Molecule: messenger RNA, 552 nt
Organism: Didymodactylos carnosus
Lineage: Eukaryota; Metazoa; Rotifera; Eurotatoria; Philodinida; Philodinidae
Source: the annotation of a GenBank genome assembly